This is a messenger RNA of Homalodisca vitripennis (glassy-winged sharpshooter), 1722 nucleotides long. RefSeq names its product glycine--tRNA ligase-like. Gene Ontology annotation, cellular component: cytoplasm; mitochondrion. Gene Ontology annotation, biological process: mitochondrial glycyl-tRNA aminoacylation. The record is from RefSeq and is a predicted model, not a curated record. Gene Ontology annotation, molecular function: ATP binding; glycine-tRNA ligase activity. NCBI's taxonomy places the organism in Eukaryota, Metazoa, Arthropoda, Insecta, Hemiptera, Cicadellidae.
AGAGCUUCAGGCCAUGUAGAUAGAUUUGCCGAUUUGAUGGUCAAAGAUGUUAAAACAGGAGAGUGUUUUCGUCUAGACCAUUUAAUUAAAGCUGCACUUGAAAAGGUUGCCGAAGACAAGAAGACAACCGAAAAUUUGAAAAAUGAGAUCUCUGACAUCCUUAUAAAGUUGGAUGGAAUGACCAAAGAUGAAAUGAAUGAUAUCCUGAAGAGGUUUAACAUUCUCUCGCCUCUAACAAACAACGAGUUGACAGAGCCGAUUGAGUUUAAUCUGAUGUUCCAAACACAAAUUGGCCCUUCAGGACUCAUUAAAGGGUACUUGAGGCCUGAGACUGCUCAAGGUAUCUUUGUAAACUUCAAGAGGCUUUUGGAAUUCAACCAAGGCCGUCUCCCGUUUUCCGCAGCUCAGAUCGGAAACGCAUUCCGUAACGAGAUCUCACCCAGGUCCGGGCUGAUUCGGGUCAGGGAGUUCACGAUGGCAGAGAUAGAGCACUUUUGCGACCCCAGAGACAAGUCCCACCCCAAGUUCGCAAGUGUCAGAGACACGGUGAUGAAGCUGUAUUCUGCCUGUAACCAGAUGGACGGCAAGUCAGCCGAGUCCAUGACCAUUGGAGAAGCUUUAAAAUAUGGGCUGGUGGCCAAUGAGACCCUAGGAUACUUCAUGGCCAGGAUCCACCAGUUCAUGGUGCAGGUGGGAGUAGACGAGGCUAGACUCAGGUUCAGACAACACAUGGGCAAUGAGAUGGCUCACUACGCUUGCGACUGCUGGGACGCAGAGUGCUUCACGUCUUACGGGUGGAUAGAGUGUGUGGGUUGUGCAGACAGGUCUGCCUACGAUCUGAGCCAGCACCACAAGGCUACAGGCACCAAACUGGUGGCCGAGAAGAAGCUCUCAGAACCCAGGAAAGUCAACUUCACAGAGGCUGUUACAAACAAGGGAGUCAUUGGGAAACAGUUCAAAAAGGAUGCCAAGAUAAUAAACGAAGCAAUUGCAGCCAUGGAUGCUGAUGCCCUUGCUGGUUUACAGAAGGAUUUGGAGUCAGCUAAGGAGUACGUACUGAAGAUUAACGGCAAUGAGUUCAAGCUGACCCCGGAGAUGGUCUCUGUGCAGACCGGAGAGAGAGUAGAACACGUGGAAGAGAUCGUCCCCAAUGUCAUCGAACCAUCGUUUGGUAUCGGCAGGAUCAUGUACGCCGUGUUCGAGCACAACUUCCAUGUCCGAGCUGACGAUGAACAGAGAACAUUCCUCACCAUUCCGCCAGUAGUAGCUCCUCUCAAGGUGGCAAUAUUCCCUCUCAGCGCCAACGAGAAAUUUGACCAGCUGGUAAAAUCGAUCUCGGUGUUGCUGACGAAGGAAGGCAUUGCGCACAAGGUGGACGACUCGAGUGGCUCCAUCGGACGGCGCUACGCACGAACAGACGAGAUCGGAGUUCCUUUCGGUAUCACUGUCGACUUCGACAGUCUGGCCGACUCAGUUCCUACAGUGACUGUUCGCAACCGUGACACGAUGACCCAAGUGCGCCUAAAUGUGACGGAGGUGGCUUCUGUUCUGAGGUCUUUGUCUGUCGGGGAAUGUGACUGGCAGGAGAUUGAGGCCAAGUAUCCCAGGUUCGAGCAGCAACAAACCACUCAAUCUGGAUAAAAGAUCUUAUAUUCACUUAAAAUAAUACAGUGCCGGUGCAGUAAUUUAUUCAAUAAAGCUUUUUUUAUUUUCCUGAUUCAA